Phasianus colchicus (ring-necked pheasant) is the source of this 4598-nucleotide messenger RNA. The record is from RefSeq and is a predicted model, not a curated record. Lineage: Eukaryota; Metazoa; Chordata; Aves; Galliformes; Phasianidae.
ACGUGGCAAUCACUUUAAAAAUAGAGCAACCACAGAGUUUGUAAUGCAACUAAAAACCAACACAGCCGUAGUCAGUAAUCAUGUGGAGGACACAUCUCCCAGUGACACCACGUGAACAUUCCUGGGCAGCAGUGAGCCUGACAUGACAUGUAUUAGUAGUGCAUAAUGCAUUUCUGCAUUAUCUGCAUUUUCUGCCAUCACUCAGAAAGGAAAUAGGGGUAGCAGCUGCUUCAUAGUAGUAAGUAAGUAAGUGUGCAUGUGUUGAGAGGCUCUCUGCAUUUAUAAUUAGAAUAUAAUGCUUAGCAAUAUUGGGAUUUAAGCAUUAGGAAAAUGAAGGGAGAAAGGUGGUCGUGAUGCUGGGAUUAGAAAUCAGCAGAUCUGGGAUUUUAGUACCUCAGCUCCCAACCUAGGUUACUGAUUAAAUGCACAAGGUUUUCCAGCACUGAAAAUGAAAAGCAUGUAAGUAAAUAGAGCCAGCUACCACAGAUCAAUAAUGCCUUAGUCUCCAACAGAUACGCUCAAGUUCUUUAACAUCUAUAACAUACACUGAGAUUCUGAUCUUAACGGCUCUGAAUGUAAAUCCAGAAGAAUUCUGCUGAGUUCAUAGUUUUGAAAAGGUUCAGUGCUGAUCAGAAACAUCCUUAAUUUUUCGUGCUUUGAUAAGGAAAAAGCACGAGAGGACAAACAGAACACAAUGCAUAUUGACAUUAGUAGUCAGCAGUCCAAAGGACUCAUUCAGCUCUGUGGUUCCAGGGCACGCCAGUGCCACCAACAGGGUUAUUCAGCCUGCGUACAGGGUAAAUGAUUUCAACUGGGCAAAGAAUUUCAGACUCAUUUGAGUACCUGCUCCGUGAAACCCUCCGCAGAGGUACAGCUUGCCUUCCACGCAGCCUGCACAGCUGGGAGAGUUCACUAGAAAGUGAACUCAAAGCAGGACACAACCCAUUACUUGCAGAAAUCCGGCACAAUCCUUUCUGAGGGCUUGUAACAAAGGAAGGACAAGAAACAUGUCUUCAAAACACAAAGGUCAUUCGUCCAGAAUGCCCGAGGAAAGUUCACCAAAGCGGAGUCCUCAAAACAUCCCAUACAAGGACCUGCCCCACAUUGUCAACGCUGAUGGGCAGCACCUCUUCUGCAGGUACUGGAAGCCAGCAGCAGCUGCCAGGGCCCUCGUGUUUAUCGCUCAUGGCGCUGGGGAACACUGCGGCCGUUAUGAUGACUUGGCCCAGAGGCUGACAGAACUUAACUUGUUUGUAUUUGCCCAUGACCAUGUUGGCCAUGGGCAGAGCGAGGGGGAUCGGAUGGUUGUCUCAGAUUUCCACAUCUUCAUCAGGGACAGCUUGCAGCACAUUGAUCUCAUGAAAAAGGAUCAUCCAGGGCUGCCCAUCCUCAUCCUGGGGCACUCCAUGGGGGGAGCCAUCUCCAUUCUGACAGCCAGCGAGAGACCCAGUGACUUUUCAGGCAUGCUGCUAAUCUCUCCUCUGGUGGUUGCUAGCCCAGAAGUUGCCACCCCCAUCAAGGUUUUUGCAGCAAAAGUACUCAACCUCGUGCUUCCAAACUUGUCGCUGGGAUCAAUAGAUCCAAAUGCAAUUUCCCGGAACAAGAAGGAGAUGGAGUCCUACACAUCCGACCCCCUGGUCUACCACGGUGGCAUGAAGGUCUCCUUUGUCAUCCAGCUGAUGAAUGCCAUUACCAGAAUCGAGCGAGCUCUGCCCAAGCUGACUUUGCCCAUCCUGGUGCUGCAUGGCUCUUCUGACAAGCUCUGUGAUAUCAAAGGCUCCUAUUUACUGAUGGACACAGUGCAGAGCCAGGACAAAACGCUGAAGGUGUAUGAGGAAGCCUACCAUGCACUGCACAAAGAGCUGCCUGAGGUCACCGCCUCCGUCUUCACAGAAAUACUGACGUGGGUUGGCCAGAAGGUUUCAGCAGCUGGAGAAACCAGCCAGACCUAAGAGCAAUCCUUUCUGCAGCUUUUACUGGGGUUUUCUGGGAAUAGAAGCUUUCUGUAAAAGAAUUCUCUCUGGAAAAGAUCUAGCGUGGAGGGACUCGUGGGAUAUUUUGCCAUGCACAGUGUAAGGGUUGGGAGGAGAGGCACAGGGUGGGUGUUACUCACUGGCAUAGAUGACUCUUGCCGUAAUCUGAGGAAGCACUGACAGCUGUGGGAGCGGCCCCCAAAGCCUUCCAGGUUGGGUAACUUUUCUGAAAUUCCCCCCACUCACGGAGCUUCCUCCAUCACUUCCUCUUCUCUGCUUUUGCGGGGGUGGCGGGGGUGUAUUUAUACUGCAAUAAUUUUUUGGUAUGUUAAAGAAGCCAGUAUCUUCCACUUUGCAGUUUCGAUUCCCCGUCCCCACCACCUGGUCCUUUCCCAGCCCUGGCAGAGGAGUGGACGAGCGUAGACUCAAGCCCACGCAGCACAUUUGCAAACCAGGCUAUUCCCAAUGCCAAACCCCAUCGCCUCUGCAAGAUAAACUAUUCUGUAAAUAGUUGUAGGGGCUGCUUUUUUCCCUUCUUUCUUUUUUUUUUUUCUCUUUUUUUUUUUUUUUCCUUUUGAAAUUAAUCAUUUGCGCUACUGAAACUGAAAAAGCAGAGUUAUAUGAGAAUAUAGUAAUAUAAUAUAUGAUGUAUAUAGAGGUGGCUGGGAGCUGGUGAAGAAAUGGGAGGAGAGGCUAAAAAAAAGGUUAAUUGUUCAUUCUCUUGGCGAGGAAUAAUGUUGUCCUAUCAGGAUCCAGCCCUUUCACCAUAACUUUACAGUCAUAACAUGUUGUUUCCCUUCAUCAGUUGGAAAAUGUCCUGAAAAAACUGCUAUAGAGAAGCACAGAGCAUCUGGUGGGUGGGGAUUAGCAGCGGGCAUCUUCAUGGUCCACUGCUCCAGCAGGAGACCCACAGCGUGACCCCAGAUUGUGGCCAAGCUCCUGCCCACCUCCUGCCUUGUACCUGCCCCUCUCCCUCCGCUUCUGCAAAUGAGGACGCAGGGCCUUUCCCAUGGGGACAAACCUCAUUAUGGGGUCUGGUGCCCCUGCCCUGGGCUGGAUCCUGCCCACCAUGGGAGUCUUACCCCUCCCUCCUGCCCUUGGAGAUCCAGGGAAGGGACUUCAGUGCAAUAGCAGGCAGAACCCAUCAACACGCCGGUUUGCAGGAUGCAUGGGUGCAGGCUGUAUCCUCACAAUCAUCCCUACGGCCCAAGUCAGGAAAGCUCUUUAUAAUUAUAGAGGUGAAUGCAGGCACUUUUCCACUUGUGUUUUCCUGCCCUUAAAGGGAGGAACCAGCUGAGUUCUCCCAGCACUGCCAACUUGUGAUUAAAACACCAUUCCUGUGCAAUCAGGUGCUCCCAUCCACCCCCGCUAAACCUGCAGUGACUCUUGCACUCUUGCUUUGCUGCAAAUUCAUUUUCCCAAACAAGGUCCCUCCGUGCCAGAUGCUGCUGGGAAAGGCACAGCAGCACCAUGGUGGGAACAAGGCUCCCCAGGAGCAGGAGCCACGUGCAGGAGUGAUGCAGCACUGACAGAUGGUGCAGGGGUCAGAGCAAGACGAUGACUCGAGGGUGGGAUUUUCGAAAGCACUUUUCCCCAGGAAGUCAGGAAGAAUGGAUCGAUGCCCCCAUUCUUUAUGUCCCGAACUGACAAGCACUUUGCCAGGGAGCAGGAGGGUCAGAGCCCACUGCCUGCCCCAGGGUCUGUGGUCAGUGCCUUGCAGAACAUGUCUCGCCCAUGACAUAUCUGCAUCUUGGAAGAAAGGAAAGGAAGGCAGUUAUGUGCAUCUGGGGAAUUCUGUCCAGCAGUACUGGAUGCCCAAGGGAAGCUGUGAUUGAAAAUCAGGUUAGCGAGCAAAUAUGUACCUGCUGCUCCCUUACCCUGCACAUAAGCUACUUUAUAUUGACCCAGUUCAGUUUCUCCAUGCCCUGGAGGAACCCUUCCUUCACUGACCAGAUUAGCAACGAGCAGAGCUGCUGCCAAGGGAAAUGUAAUUAAGCUAUUUCCCAGCAGCAGGUACCAUGUGCAGGGAGCACAGCCGGCCUUACGAAUGUUGCUGUGCAGAGACCAGUCUGCCUUGGAGAAGAGGUGGCAUCCGUGACCGAGCAAUAGCAAUGUGCAGCUGCCAUCCGUGCCACCACCUGUAGCACCGGGAGACCAUCCCCCUCUGCCCACCACACUUUCCAUUUAGCCUGUUCUUUUUGUACCACUUACCUUAGCACACUGCCAGCAUAGACCCUUGAAGAUCACACUUAUUUUUCCAAGUAAUUUGUCUCUCUCGUUUUGUUGUGUCCCAGUUCAAUAAAAUACAUUUAUAUAUAUAUAUAUACAUAUAUAAAAGCAUAUAUACAUACACUUGUAUUUUCAGUGGGAAACCAUAUACAAGUUUAGGAUUCUUAAAGGAAUACAAUGUAUAUUGCAACUAAUAAUAAAGUUAUGUUUUCUGAAUGGAGCGUGUUUGAGGGCAUCAUUUGCUAUCACCAUCCUUCUGGAGAGUGAGAAGGGAAAGGCAGAAAGACCUGAGAGAUACUGAAUCCAGGUUUGGAGCAUUUGGGUGCCCUUGCUGUUGGAAGGUGAUAGACUCAUAGAAUCAUUAAGUUCGGAAAAGACCUCUAAGAACAUCCAUUC